Messenger RNA from Cydia pomonella (codling moth), 2841 nucleotides. RefSeq lists its product as uncharacterized. Lineage: Eukaryota; Metazoa; Arthropoda; Insecta; Lepidoptera; Tortricidae. The record is from RefSeq and is a predicted model, not a curated record. The transcript is spliced from 3 exons. The coding region runs from base 2163 to 2597 and encodes 144 amino acids.
AUGAAUUCAUAUUAAGCAAGGCAGGCUUACUUUGGUUUCAAGUAACAUAAAUACAAGUAAUGUUUAUCAUCCAUAAACAUAGCCAGUGUAACGAAACCUGACCGCGCAUCAUAUAGUAAAUUUAAAUUUUAUUAUGACCAGUGGGUAGAAAAUAGAAAUGCGAUGUUACACAAACUUAACAAUGCAUGUUUAUGUAUGAACCAAUAACUUCUAGAUCUUUACGCUGUCUCGCCUUGGGCUUCUGAAGAUUAUCAAAAACCAAUGUUUAUUUAUUACUUAAUUAUCCUUUUUAACCGACUUCAAGAUUUCAAAAGAGGAGGUUAUCAAUUCGGUUGUAUGUUUUUUUUUUUUAAUGUAUGUUACUCCAUAAUUCCGUCAUUUCUGAACCGAUUUAUAAAAUUAUUUUUUUGUUUGAAUUCAUAUACCUAUAUACAGAUUGGUCCCGUUUUUGUCAAAACUCAAUUAUGAUGAUGGAAUCCAUGAGGAAUCGAGGGAACUCUUCAAAUGUGAAAGGCAUUAUAUAGUGAUUUUUGUAUUUUCUGUAACAAAUCAAGCAUUUACAUUUAAAAAUGUGACAUUUUAUGAAGUGGAACUGCUGCUGAUGAUCAGAAUGGAACUCUUCAACGACACAUAGUACACGUUUGGCGAUUUCUCCUCUUCGUUGUGUUUGUUAAGUAAAUGAAAUUUUCAAAACAAUUUUUUGUCAAGUUUGAGUUCUGACGAUGGGGUCCAUGAGGAAUCGAGGGAACUCUUCAAAUAUGAAAGGCAUACAUAUAGUGAUUUUUGUAUUUUCUUUGACAAAUCAAGCAAUUACAUUUUAAAAAUUGACAUUUGAUGAAGUAGAACUGCUGAUGAUGAUCAGAAUGGAACUCUUCAACGACGCAUAGUACACGUUUGGCGAUUUCUCCUCUUCGCUGUGUUUGUUAAGUAAAUUAGAUUUUCAAGACAAGUGGCAAAAAAAACAUGUUACCUCCUUUUUUACAUAAUUAGGCGUAGGACGCUGUCUUUUUAAUUACAUUGUAUGAAAUAUACAAUCAACAAUAAUCGUUCUUUCACCGGUCUCCCUCAUUGAAAUCGGUUUUUUUUUUCUUAAAAAUUAUUAUGUAUUCGAUCAUAAGUACCUACCUAUAAUAGCAUACUUAUAUAGUGGAAACAUGAAUAAAUCAAGAAGUUUGUAUACCUUUAUUUAUAUAAAAUAAAGUUAAAAUGAAAUAAAUUCCAAAAAUCGAUUAAGCAGGUUUACACUCUUAAUAAUCAACGUGCAUGAACGUAAAAACGUUACGUGUUGUAAAACGAACUACUGAUACAACUAGGUGAUUAUACCCUAAGCCUUUACACCGGUGCUGGAGUCAUCCUAGAUGUCGCUUUUUGUGGGGGCCCAUCAUGUGCCGUCUGCCUGAAAUAAAAAUGGGUACCGUAUUAUUAGGCAGGCGUCUGGUUUUUUAUCCCAUAGACGUUCUAUGUCCGGAACACCAUUGCUCCGUGGUGGGUAAAGCCUCUUUACUUGACUAUUGAGAGUUGAUGGAAUCUAAAAUGAGCUAGGUUAUUGGGUGAAAGCGAUGGACUAAAUACUGGUCUGGUCUAUAAAAACAUACCAUGAGUUACCCACUAUAGUGAUUAUAAAUAUUUUCCGACUCUUUUUUCAUAAAAAGUAGAGCUAUAAACAAUUAGAAAUCAUAUUUUUUUGAUUUUAUUCUAAUUUGAUUAAUCAAUUUUACACUACUCUGCAAACUAUGACCAUUUUGUUGCAUUUAAGAUAGCGAAAUAUCCGUUUCUAUUAAAAAAAAAAUACCGGUCGCAUUCAUUUGAUGCCGCAUGCUAAUAUUAGUCUCGGUCACUCGUAUUCAUUAUAAGCUUGGAUGAGUCAAGGGUAGCCCCAGUAACGCCACAGGUGGUACUCGUGGGUUUACUUAUUUACAAGAACAUUCUAGAGCGUUGACCAACGUUUGUUUCUGUUUGAUGUACUAACAACAACAACUCAUUUUACAAACUUAUAGUAGACCUUAUUUCGUUGUAAUAAGAUUUAAGAACAGUCACCGAUGAUACACUCGAUCGUAAGAUUUACGCACUCGUUUGAAAGUGAAUUUGACCUUAACCAAGUCAUUGUCCGGUGUGUUGCGUGUGACAUAGACGCAUCUUGGGGCAUCGUAACGUGACUACAUAUGCCUAUACGGGUAUUAGGCACAAUGUGGAAAUCAUUAUUUUUCGUACUGGCAAGCUCAUGGCUAGUGAGCUGCGUGCCUCCCCCACACCCCGCCGUGAUCCAAGCCAGGCGGGAAGAGGAGUUCCUACCACAGCACCUUCGAAGCAGAGCCCUCCACAACCCUCACCUUAGAGAAAUCCUACCCCUGACUAGUUUGCUCCACAGGGGAGAACAGUUGGUGCAUGAAAGGGAAUCAGACAAAGUGCCUCGCAGCCAGAUAUAUAACCUUCUGACUCACUCCGGGCUAGUUCCGCGUCGGUUCCACCAGCAACCUCAGUUCCAGUUCCAUCAAUUCCGGCCAACGCCGCAGUUCCACGACCCACAGUUCCACAGUCCUCCGGUGUUCCACGACCCGCCCUUCUUCCCUAACCCAGAUGUACUACAACGCUUGUAGAUAUCCGCUACGAAAUCAAUAGGUUAUUUAUGACUUAAAGUAAACCAUAUUUGGCAAUUAUUGCUCUAUAUUACACGUACCAUUAACCUACAUGCACCUACUUAAUUUUAAGUGUUAAAAUAUGUCAUGUAGUUAGUAAACUCAAUUAUCGUGACCUUGGUGUUGAAAACACGAAAGUGAAUAAAUGAGACACGAUAUAAUGCAUUUCUGUUUGGCAUUGGUUGAUUGGUGUAACCUUGAGUGA